AUGAGCAGCAAAAUGGAGAAGAGAACUGUAACAAAUACCGAAAAUGUACUAAAAAAUAACACAAAAAAUCCUCCAAAGAUGGAAAUGAAGUUGGCUGAACAGCAAAAAGAAAUGCUAGAGACCAAACUUGACUACGUCAAAGCGGAGGAAAAGGAUAAGGAAACUGUAGCAAAUACCGGAAGUACCAACGGACUCAAGAAGGAGCCAGAAAAUCCUCCAAAGAUGGAAAAGGAAUUGACUAAUCAGCCAAAUGAUAUAGUAAAGGCCAAGGUGGACUAUGUCAAAGCGAAACGAGGCAACCUUCCGGCUCUGCACUUUGCAGCCUUUAAGACGGAUGUUGAGGUUUGCCGUCAUCUCGUUGAACAGAAGGGUGUCGAUAUAAAUGAAUUAUGCAGUAAAAAUGGCGCUACUGCUCUGCACUACGCCGCCAUGAACGAACAUCGCGGAGAAGAUGUGAUCGACUACCUCCUUGAGAAGGGAUGUGACCUCGAAAAAACAGAUAGACAUGAAAAGAAGCCUGUAUUUUACGCCCUCAAAGUUGGAAAUUAUGAGCUUGCAAUCAAACUGUUCCACCUAUCACAAGAUCGUCGAAACCUUGAGAGUAGAACGAGCUUGCUAUGCUUUUCUCUAGAGAUGAACAACUUGGAAUUCGCUAAAUACGUCUCUAAGAACGAUGAGAUUUUAUGCAAGGAUCGAGAUUAUGAUCUUGAAGUUAUUCUGAAAGCAUGCAAGUAUGGAGAUUUAGCGAUCUGCAAGUGGCUGCAUGAAGAGGUCAAAAUACACUGUACGUGGAUUUGGGGAGACACAGUGAAAAACAAAAUUCUUUGUCAUGCAGCUUGGAACAGAUACUAUGCAAGAGAAAUCCUUCAAUAUCUGUUCUCAAGGUUCAAAUCCUCCACUGAUGAAAAAAGAAAUGCGUAUGGGAACGCUCUUGUGGCAAUUUUUCAAAGAAAUACGUUCAAUCCUGUAGGGGCAGAAAUGUUUCUUCAGUUGUUAGGUUGUAGUAAUGUUAGGUUCAAAAUAUCAGGAUUUACUUUGAUGCAUUACGCCGUGACAAGCAGUCUAGCCGCAGUGCAGUUUGUGUACGGAAAGGACAUACGCCUGAUCAACGUGGUCAGUGACGAUGGUGCUACUGUUCUCCAUAUCGCAGCAAUGUUGGGAAACGUGGACAUAUGCAUGUGGCUGAUCAAUCUCGGACAAGACAUCUACACUGCAAACAAAAACAAUCAUGGAACUUUCCUCCAUUACGCUGCUCAGAACGUGAGCUGCGGGGACUUGAUCAUUAAAAAAUUUGGACAUAAAGUGCUCAAAUUGUUAAACCGAGGCGACAAAUAUUCCUACACUCCCCUUCAUUGGGCCGUGAUCAACAAAAAUUAUGCAAUUGAAAUCUCUAGAACUUUGCUAAACUUUGGCGCCGAUUUGAGCGUGAAACGAGAAGGAAACAACUUCCUUCACUUUUGUAUCGCUCAGGGCAAUUUGGGAUGUGCCAAACUCAUACACGCCAAGAAUUCAAAUUUGAUCAAGAAAAAGGGUGAAGGAGGAAAAACCACACUGCACAUUGCUGCUGACAACUUCAAUGAAGAAAUCUGCGCAUGGCUGGUGAAAGAGGGGUGUGAUCCCCGAGAAUUGACCGUCGGAGGAAAAUCUGUGCUAGAAUCUACUUGCAGUGCGGACGCCAAGAAGUUUUUCCAAUCGGUGAUCACAACCAAGAAAUAG
This is a messenger RNA of Cloeon dipterum, 1716 nucleotides long. Its product is annotated as ankyrin-3-like. The transcript is spliced from 3 exons. Gene Ontology annotation, molecular function: protein binding. NCBI's taxonomy places the organism in Eukaryota, Metazoa, Arthropoda, Insecta, Ephemeroptera, Baetidae. The record is from RefSeq and is a predicted model, not a curated record. Bases 1 to 1716 code for a protein of 571 amino acids.